Molecule: messenger RNA, 9734 nt
Organism: Dicentrarchus labrax (European seabass)
Lineage: Eukaryota; Metazoa; Chordata; Actinopteri; Moronidae
Gene: epm2a
Product: EPM2A glucan phosphatase, laforin
Exons: 4
Coding region: 115-1077 (320 amino acids)
Biological process (GO): protein dephosphorylation
Cellular component (GO): nucleus; cytoplasm
Molecular function (GO): starch binding; protein tyrosine/serine/threonine phosphatase activity; carbohydrate phosphatase activity
Source: RefSeq, a predicted model, not a curated record
ACGAGCCGAUUAUUUAUAGACUUCACACAGUCCACAGGCCAACACGGUCUUCACACAAAGAGCUGUAUGAUAACCAAAGCCCGCCACACUAACACGAGGAUCUAUCACUGAAUCAUGGGUGCGACAGUAUUAUUCAGAUUCGGUGUCAUUCUCACUCCGGACUCUUCGGACCUGGAGGUGUUCGUCUCGGGUUCGCGUGCGGAAAUGGGCCACUGGGACCCGGGCAGAGCGGUCCAGAUGAGACCCUCACAGAAGCUCCUGUCCCCGCACGAACCGUGUCUGUGGAUCGGCGACGUGCAGCUGGCAGAGCCGGUCAAAGACACACUGUGGUUCAAGUUCGUCAAAAGAGUCAGAGGCACUUACAUCUGGGAAGGCAGCAGCCCGAGCCAUGACAGAUGCUGUUCGUAUGAUGUCAGGAACAUGGUGGACGGAGUGUACUGCCACCCGAUUGGUCACUGGAUAGAGGAAACGGGACACACAGAUGAGAUGAAACACACCACUAACUUUUACUUCAGUGUGGCCGGUCAGAAGGCAAUACAUUUCUCCAGGGUGCUGCCUCGUGUUUGGCUGGGCAGCUGCCCUCGGCAAGUGGAACAUGUGACUGUAAAGAUGAAGUAUGAACUGGGAAUUACUGCAGUAAUGAACUUCCAGACGGAGUGGGAUGUGGUGAACAACUCCUAUGGCUGCAGGCGCAACGCUGGGGAAUCCAUGACCCCGGAGACCAUGAUGCAUUUGUACAAGGACUGUGGCCUGGUGUAUGUGUGGAUACCCACACCUGACAUGAGCACUGAGGGUCGGAUCAGGAUGCUUCCCCAGGCUGUAUUCUUGCUUCAUGGUCUCCUGGAGAACGGUCACACUGUCUAUGUCCACUGUAACGCUGGAGUAGGCAGGUCGACGGCAGCUGUGUGUGGCCUGCUCAUGUAUGUCCUCGGCUGGAGCCUGAGGAAGGUGCAGUACUUUGUUACAGCCAGGAGGCCGGCAGUGUACAUAGAUGAGGAGGCUUUAGUCCAGGCUCAGGCAGACUUCAUCCAGAAGUUCGGACAACUGCAUUCAUCCAUCUCUUACCCAGAGACGUAAGAGUCGGGUGUCCUUAAACCGAACUCUUCAAAUCUGAAUCAGAAUUUACAGUUGUGCAAAGCUUCACUGAACUAAAACUAUUCCUGUCGUGUGGAAAAAAACAUAUUAUACAGUCGGCAUGAAGGGUGCCAGAAGGUGAAAUAACCUAUAGCGAGGAAAUUAACUUCUUUCCACUUAAAUCUAAUGCACGUAAUGACCCACUUCAGCUGAGUGGCUUUUGAAAUCUGGUUGAUCCCCAAGUAUCUGGAGCAGGUUCUGCUGGCUGCCAGCAUAGAUGUUGCAAGCAGUUAAUCCUACUGCGAUGUGUUAGCUUUUAACUUCAGGAAUUACUCUUCCGUUUAGCACAUACAGAUGCAAAUUGUGCACUGGGAGUCAGCUGAGGAUGCUACGAGUAGUUUUCAGUAAAUGUCUGCAGGGCUGUUUGGAAAGACCCUUUUUAUAAAGCCUUUUUUGUAAUGAUCAAUGAAUGCUGUUGACAUUUCAAGAAGGGAAGUUUUAGUUGAUGUAUUGCACAGCAAUUAUUAACAGGAACACGCAGAAAAACUAACAUACUAAAAAGUGAAAUCAGAUUUUUUAUAAAGGGUGAGAUUUCUCACUUCAAGAUGAGAAGGAAGCAAAGGGUUAUUCCACAGUUGCUCUUGUAUGAUUGUGUAUCAAUUUAGAGAAUCCCUUUUUUGAUUUCAGAAGGUUUCCGAUUAUUUUUUUGGAGAGAGGUUUUAAUGCUGCACUCCUUUCCAAAGCAACAUAUCAAUUCCUAAAACCAAAAUAAUGACAGAGAGGGAUUCAGCUCCCAGACAUUGAAGACUACAGCUCCGCCCAGUCUUUCUCAGCUCGAUAGCAUUUCAUCUUUAUUUAUUUAUCUGACAGAUGCUAUUCCAAUCCAUAACAAAAACAACAUCCCUGCCAGCCCAUUUUAAUGCAUACAUAAUAAGACAUUAUUGGAAUACUGUUUGUUGUCAAUUUUGAGUUUCUGCCUAGACUUCUAUUGAGAAUAUAUUGCUAUAUUAAGAUACAGGGUUUUUAUCACCUGUCCCUGAUUUCAAAAAGUUACUGGGUUUCUCCUCAAGCACCAGUCAUAUACCUUCUCAUUACUUUUCACUGAGUCCCUGCAGAAAACAGCACCUUAUGAGGGUGUCAGCGGGGAUGGGUGGGUGGAUUGAAACCGUGUGCUAGCAGAAUCAUCGUGGAUUUCCAAACGUUCUAAAAAUACGCACAAAAACUGAACAUGAAAUGAGUGAAAAGCUUUUCUUCUUUUUUUUUUUUGAAGAAGCAGAGUGUGUACUGGUUUGAGGAGAAUUAUGUCUGUGUAUACAGUGCUGUAUGUGCAUGGGCUCUUGGGUUUGUCACUAAAUGGAUGGCAAUAUAAUUGGUAAACAUGUUGCAUUUAUUCCACUGAGUUAUUGUCACUGAUUGAUGUUAUAGUGUUUGUAGUCCGCAUGGUUUCCAGGAUCUGCCAAUCACCUACACCAGUUCCCCCAGAUUGUCACAUUCAAAUUAGAGUAAGAAUUACAGAGCUCUUGCAACUGUUAAAGAGAUGACUUUUUAUGGUGUAGAACAUUUAUUCCACAAGGAAUCCAUAAAUAAUAUGUAUUCCCAUUUAAUGUGCAGAGAGGACACACAGUCUACCUGUGUUGUACCUGUUGUUUUGGUUUGCAAUCUCCCUGCAAGCCAUCGGCUUGUAUUUAUUCCCUCUGCUCCUUCUUUUACAGACAUGUUCAUUCUGCUGAUUUAAAGCGUCACAGACCCAUUUCUUAAAUUUGCUUCUACAGCACACCGUCUCUUUUAUCCUUAAAUGGAUCCAUCAACUGGGACAGACCUUUUUUUCUCCUGUAAAAUAAAAAAAACUGAAAACAAUAAUGAAAUGAAAUAAACAGAGUGUAGGGUUUUCUAGCUGUGUAGUUUCAGAUCACAGCUCCUUCGCUUCACCCUCCCCUUCUAUGUGCAAAGGAGAAACUAUGGUGGCUGCAAAAUGCAUGAAACCUAGAGCCAGUGUUUGUUUGUCCCUUCUGGGCUGCAGUAGAGAUACGGUGGUUCAAAAUGGUGGACUCCAUGGACAGCGAACUAUGGUGUCUGUAGAUAAAAACUGCUCAUUCUCAGGUAACAACAAUUCCUAUAUAUCCAGGUAAUUAUAUACAAAUGAAAACAUAGUUAUGCAUAUUUUAUUCAAUUUCUGCCAAUAGAGCCUUGAUACACAAUGUCACAUAAUGGACCUUUAAGAUGACCAACCUUUUAUGGUGUAAAUCACACCAUCUAAGCAGAAAGGCUUGAUGAUAAUAAUGCCUUUGUAUGAUAGGUGGACAGAAAAAAUCAAUCAUUCUCACAGUAUCUGAAUAUUCAUUAAUGCCCAAAGGUGAGGAUUAUCAUUUAACAAAGAAAUGCUUUGUAUAGUCCUCAGUAUGCAUGUCCAGUAAGCACCCAAAUAAACAACAUAAGAUGGUGAAUUAUGUGCAGAUUACAAUGAAAUUACUACAGCGAUGUUAAAGAUUUACGUCACCUUUUAUUUUUAUUUUUAGGGUAUAAAACAUUAGGAACUUGCAAAAUAGACUAAGAUUAAAGAUAUAAUAACUUAGUGAUUUCAUGACUUCGGCCAUUAAAACUGCUUCAGUUAUAGUGUGAAUAAUAAUCAUAAGGAUGGGUCAGGUUAGAGAAGAAUCUUAAAUCCUUGCUGGGCUGUGAAGGAUACUCCCACAGCCAGAGCACAGCAGGCAGGUGGGCAGAGGGACUUAUAUUAAAACUAACAGGAACACAUGGUAUUUCAUUGAUUUUAACAGACAAUACUGAUUUUCCACACAUGCUAUGUUGUUUCAAAUUCUGUGCACCAGUGUCAGUUACAGGUAGUGAAUUCAAAUCAGUACAAGUUCAUGACUUUGCCAGAGCCUGAUAUCCGUACAGAGAUGCCAACCAAGAUGAAAGCAAAAUACCAGAGCUGUUCCCGGGAUUUACUGCCAAACUUGCUCAAUAACAUCUACAGAAUGUCUGAAAUGGCAAAUCUCGCUUGCUGUGAAGAUUGUAUCCCUUCAUUGUUAGCAGUGGGGAUCAUUUCUGUCGCUGUAUCAAAGAGGGCAAGUACCCCAGACAGCCCCAUGCAUCCCUGGAUGCCUCAGGAUCAGCAUUUGUGACUGCAGCUGUGACACGCAGGUGCAGAAUGUUAUAAAAGAUCCACCUGAGCAGACUCAUGCCACUGCUGGAAAAUAAAGUCACAAGGGAAAAGAGACAGUCCAUAACAUAAAAAUAUGUACUCUCCAUUGUCUGUGUUAUAUUUGAUAUGUGAUAACUACACAUAUAUAUAUAUUCAAGUCAUAGCCUGCUAAAAGAUAAUGCUGGUGUUGCUUGCGUAUCAUUGUGACGAUAAAGAUGAAUGUGUGCAGUGCAGAAACAUUUUAUUCUGGUCAAAUAUCCACCAUGAUAUCCGCAUAUUCAUGUAGUAUAGUUACACUGAGACAGUAAAACCAUUCUAACCUGACUGAAACAUCUGGGAAGUCAUCAUUGAAAAGGGCAGACACGUAAAAAAUACUGGUGAUGGGAUGUACCAUUUGUCAAUCACCAUCUAUCAUGGGCAAACUUCAAUCAAUCAGAUCAACAAACCAUAUAAUGUAGUCAACCUCUUACUGAAGCCAGUCGGAAGAAGAACAAAAACAUAUUUUCUAUUAAGUAAAGCCUUCAGUGCCAUUCUUUGCUCCUUUCAAUGAAGAAAUACUCUCCAGUUUUGAUAUAACUGAUGCUAGCAGCAUCUAUGCUAACCUCUUUAAUUUUGGUAUCUAUAGCUAAAUUCCCUGUUGAUGACAACUGUAAGGGGGCUGAAUUGUUAUAUGACUUACCCCUUUCAAUUCAGGCCUAAUGUUAUCUAUAAUUAAGGGCAUGGCCGCUCUGAGUAACUAGUGGGCGCCAUCACGUGUGUCCACGUAUUUGCUCAUUUUUGGAUUAGCCAGAAGGCAAUGGAGUCAGGAGUGCCAAGAUGGCGACGGCCAGGGCUGACCACACUUUGAGCUUUACAGCAGCUCAGAGACCACAUCCAUUUUUAAUUAUAAAGUAGUUCCCCAUAGGACGCUGUUUGGUCCAGUUGGUUUUGACAAGAGCGCACAGCUCGAAGCCUGACAAGAUGGAUUCACGCUUGAUCUGAUUUCACGAUCUUGCGAGUCAGGCUGCCCCGCAAGGUGAACACAUACCUAUUAAAGAGAAUAGAGCAAGCUGACUGGUGCACCAUAUAUUGCAAUACAUUCUUCACAGGACAUUUGCUUAUGAACUAUAAAAUAAUCAAAACCAUCAACAUUAGAAAGCUGCUCCUGAACAGACAUUUAUAGUGCAAGUAGGAAAACACAAGUCAAACUGUGUAUAUCACUCUACAUUAAAAGUAGGGAUGGGAAUCUCUAGAUACCUCAUAAUUGUUUUAUAAUCCCACCUAUGGUGCUGGAAUUAUUGAUGCAUCUUGAUGCAUAAAGGUUUUUGAUACAUGAUUAAUUUCUCACUGUGUGACUCCUUGUUACUCUUAAAAGCAAAAGUGUGGGGGGGAAGUCCAAAUUUCCUUUUAUUGAGUUUUCUGCAUCGAUACAUAAUCAUUCAAGCGAGAAUGCGUCUACAAAUUGCAUCUAAAAAUUGGUUUUUAAUAUUUCAUAUUUUAUGGCUAUAUCUCACCCGUUGCUUCAUUUCAUCCGAUAGUUCAGUAACAAAGCUGCUUUCAGUAACAAGCUAGACUCUCAGUCCACAUCUCGCAAAGGCUCAUUAACGUCCCUCUGCUUUAUUUUGCAUAUCUGUAAGAUGGAUGAGCACAGCUAUUUAAAGUCAGCAAGGCACACUCACAACAAGACAUUAUUUGUUUACUUUCUGUAUUAGAUAUAUUAUCAUCUAAACACAGCCAGACAGUCUAUUCCAGAGAGUGAAUUGUGUUUUUGUCCAAUAAGCUUUUGGUCCUCUAAGAUGCAUGAUAUUUUAAACAUGAACUCUGCCCUUUGAAUCGUUUACUAUUCAUCUUCCAUGCAGUUCUAUUAGCUUGACCAGUCUGCACUGGGCAUUCAUUCAUCAUAGAGAGGAGUAAAGCCUUCUCACCUGCACAUACAAUCCCACAAGUCACACAUUCAAAGAGCCACAAAUGAUUUAUAUUCAUCACGCAAGUCUAGGCACCCCUGGUCAAUUUACUUAAUAGAUUCCAGCCAUACCAUUUGCAUGGUCUAGGCUCACUGUGUGCUUAAGAAAAAUCCAGCAAUGAAGACAUUGCUUGUGACUUUGCUCCCGGGCAGAACUCCAGCCACCCUGGCAGGUUCUGACUGUGAAAGGAAAAGUGAAGAGAUGCAGUUUGACCAAAUAGCUCCAGAUUUACAGGCUUAUUCCACCAUGUGUGUUUCAGUAGCUUGCACCAGCAGCCAGAGGACAUGAGGGAGGUUUAUCUAUGCAGUUAAAAAACAUCUGACAGUGAGGCAUUCUGUGCAAUAAGACCAGAUAUGAGUAAUGCCAGACAGUUGGAAAUACAGUAAAAAAUGUCAAUAAAUCUGGGAGGCGCAGUGUUACAUUGUUAAAUAAAUCUGAGAGAGCGGGGCGCCCAGGUAGCUCACCUGGUAGAGCUGGCGCCCCAUGUACCACGGCUGAGUCCUCGCUGCAGGGCCCAUGGGUUAGGGAUGGGCGGAUCGAUCCUAGGGGGUCGAUGCUUCAAUAGUCACAAGCUACUCAUUUGGUAUCGAUUCCUUUUAUAAAUCAUUGAUGGUACAAUUACCGGCAUAUAAAUCAUUCAUUAUUUUAAUGAUUGUGCCAAAACAGCCCUGACAGUAUGUGUCACGUGGCUGUGGAAACCUAUGAGACGUGAGAACCGAGUGCGUAGCCACAAACAAAAGGGAGAAAGGAGAAUGACAGAAAGGAAAUAUAGAGUGGUGUGGUGCUACUUUUCACCUGAAAGUGUCACACAGCAGUAACAGGAGUAACCUCUUCAGAUACUUGACAAAUUGUUGAACAAAAUCAAGAAGAUCAUCACCCGCUGUCCAACAUAAGACGUUGCAGGAGAGUUUUCAAAGAGUAUAUCCAGGUCGUCCUCUCUAUCUUUCUCCCCCUUUCCUGUCUCUCUACAGCUGUCACUAUCGAUUAAAGGGAAUGAAAAAUAUAAGAUAUUAAAAAAUAAAAUAAAUAAAUCAGAGAUUUCAAGAUGCUCCCUGCCUCCAAUAUGCCAGUAAGUACCCCACCCAUGAAUUCUGAAGGUUUUACGCGUCUUAAAAAAGGUGGUUGCUAACAACUGGCUGAAAGUGAUUAAAGAUUUAAAAGGUCCAGUGUGUAACAUUUAGGGAGAUCUUUUGCCAGAAAUAGAAUAUAAUAUUCAUAGGUAUUUUUUUGUAUAAUCACAUGGAAAUGUUGUUGGCUGUUUUUAUCUACAUAGUCCAUUAUGUGGAACCACCAUGUUUCUACAGUAGCCUAGAAAAGACAAAUCAAACACUGGCUCUAGAUAGAACCUUUUGCAUUUUUUGCCACUGUAGUUUCUCCUACACGCUUGGAAGAUGCCACUAAAUCCUACACACUGACCCUUUAAGUACAAGUUGGACGUUUCAUGGUUGUUACCUUGAAGUGAUCCCACCAUGGUGUAGUUUGUUUAUAGCAUUAACAUUAUUCUAAGAUUUUAAUACACUAGGCUUAAACAACUAACAAAAACAACUAAAACAUUGUUGGUUUUGGUAUAACAAUAUAGAAUAUCUGCAGCCUUCUCCUUUAAGUGUACUGUGUGUUAUUGUCUUUUUCUGCAGGUCAGAUCAGGAUGCUUUUUGGGCUGUAUUCUUGCUUCAUGGUCUCUUGGAGAGCAGUCAAUGUUCACUGUAACGCUAGAGUAGGGAGGUGGACAGCAGCUGUGUGUGGCCUGCUCAUGUAUGUCCUCGGCUGGAGCCUGAGGAAGGUGCAGUACUUUGUUACAGCCAGGAGGCCGGCAGUGUACAUAGAUGAGGAGGCUUUAGUCCAGGCUCAGGCAGACUUCAUCCAGAAGUUCGGACAACUGAAGUUUUCAGUUGUGGAAAGCUUAACUUGACUGAAUGUUUGCUUAUUAAAAUGAUUCCAAAUAUACAUAAUCCCUGCAGCACUCUAUUCUGUGUAGACACUUAACUGCAGCAUUUUCCAACAGGUUUUGCUUGUUGGAAAAUAAUCUACAUACCUCACCACACUGUAGUAGUUCAGCAGAAUGCUUUUGCAGACGCCAGACAGUGUCAAGCAACUUAAUUUUAUAAAUGUGAUCCAAGCUGAGGUGAUAGCAAACUUCAAACAGUCUGGUGGAAAUGUUAUAAGUUACGAGAAAAGUCCUCUUAAGCAUUAAGAGACCUCAAUCAGGUUUCUUGCAGUUUUCAGUCAUAUAUUUGCAAGCAUUCUGUUAGCUGGGUAGUUUCACUAAUAUUGAUAUGUAAGGAUUUGAAAUCAGUAAGUCAAAGUACAGACAAGAUGAGAGGGAGCCGUCAAAAUAUAGUAUCCACUAGUUUGGGGGAUAAUUUAAGCAGCCAACAUCUACUAAGCUGGUCUAUUGGCCAAGUGAACUUUAAUGCAUUAUUUGCAGCCUGAGUCAUUCUCAGGCAGUGCCCUACUGAUAUUCAAUAAUAUUCAGCCUUUGUCCCUGGGGCACCAUAACAAUAACUGGGCUGAUAUAUGCGGACUUGAUAUUUCUCAUGCAGACUGUGUGAAUACAAUCAGAAUAUUGUUUACUGCUAUAACACAAAUACUAUGCACUCAAUUAAUAAACCCUUGGUGGGCUUUUGCCUUUACCUGGGGAGGAAUUUCCCUUUUUUACAGAUAUAUUAUACCACAAACUUCUUUAAAUAACUGCAAUAGGUGGAAUUUGUCACACAUUACCUAUUCAUAUUCAUCUAAACUUUUGCUCAUUAGUAAUCUAGUGAGUGUAGGCAUAUACCAGGUGUCAUGCUACAAAGCAAACAGCAACAUGAAAGAAAGGGAAAUGACUGGCAUGUUUGUUUUUAUUUGAAUUAAUAUUAAAAAGGACUUACCUAUUGAUUCUAUUGUAUAUGAAUAUCCUGUCAGACUGUGAACAGUGGACCCAAAUAAUCUAAUAACAAUCAACUUGACAGUUUAUUUCCUUAAUGGUUCAGUUUUCAAUCACCUGAGGUUGUCUGCCUCUUCCAGAUUUCUCAUAAUACCUGUAUUUGAUCUAAAACAUAUUCUCUGUGGAUGAAAGGGUUUGCUUAGCUGGAUUUUUUGGGCUGAUAAAUGUAGCCAAAAGUCUGUGAAUCCUGUGCACGAGUUGUGACAAGACUAAUCUUGAUUGCUUACGCUCUCAUUACAUGCAUGUCUGAAGUUAUUUAAAGUAAUGGCACCAGACUGUUGUUUACUGUUGCUGGACUGCAAAAAGAUCUUUUAAUUUCACCACACAACUCCAUGCAAUAUAGAUGAUUGUUGGUGGUUGUAAUGAUUGCCUCCAUUUAUGAUACUCAAGCACUGCACUCAAUUUAAGCACAUUACUGUUCAUCACAGAGAAAGGAAGAGUGGUGGGUGAGGGAAAACAAGAAAUGGAUGAAGUAAGUCAUUUCCUUUGACAAGCCCCCACCACAGUCAGUCACUGUGCCCAUGUACAGACUGGCCUCCUGUAAAACCCAUUCUUGCUGUCAAUACCGCUGUUGUUCUCUCCAUCUUCCACGUUGCCACUGACAUUGAUCGGUGUCAGCAAGAAAGAUUCUGAUAUGAACAAGGGUGGG